AUGAGUCACUCUCUUAAAGAAGCUAAUUACAGUGUUAAUUAAGUCGAAUGUGAAAUCCUAUAAGAAUAUUUAGGAUAGCCUAAGGCUUAGUCAUUAAUGUAUUAUUUCUUGAUCAUUCUUCUUCUAGAUAGUAAUUUGCCAAGUCUUCAGAAUUUAACAUAUUAGUCACACCUUCAGGAUUAGUAGUAUAAUGCUGUGGAAACACAAAUAUCAUCAAGAAAUUUGGUACUCUUCAAAUGUCUAAGGGUACACAUAUAUGGGAAAUUAUAGCAAUAUAUGAUUGUAGUCAAAUGCAAGUAAUUAUUGAUUAUUAUUCAAGAUUGGAGUGAGCACUGUUAGUAAGCCAGGAUAAGAGAAAGUGUAUUUAUAAUCGUUCACAGCAAGUACAAUUAGAACAAUCACAGUUAUUCUUAAUAUUGAAUUAGGAGAAGUUAAUUUUUAUUUGAAUGGAAAUCAUAAUUAAAAAAAAACAAUUCCAGUUGAAAAGAAUGCCACCUAUGUUCCUUUAGUUUAAUUUGCACCACAUGGAAAAGUUGCAGCUAUUAACCCAUUUGCUUAGCACCCAAAUCUUAAUUAUCCAAGAAUUAAAUGUUUGCCUCUUAAUUUAUUUACAAAGAAAAAUGAAUUUUAAAUGCCAAAUUUGGUUUUUGCAUAGAAUUUUACAAAAAUUGAAUUAAAAGAGUUCAAUUGUGAAUAAAUGAUUAAAAUUUCAAACAACUUUGUAUAUUUUAACAACAAUAAAAUGAAAUUGCUUAGACCCAAAUUAGGAAAAUCAAGUAUUGAUGAAACUUAAUUAAUUAAUAUAUUUAACAAUAAACCAGAGACUCCUUAAUCUUUGAUAUUUAUUAAAUUAAUGAAAUAGCAUUAUAAAUUAAUUUCAGCAACUUUUACUUGGAAGAAAUCUUUAAACAAUGGAUAUACAAAUCCAUAAAUGAUUGAAUAAUUUCAUUACUAUUGGAUAUAAGCAAAAUAAGUUGAAUCAUAAGUAUUGAUCUAAAUUCCAUACAUUUUGAUGAAAUAAAUAGUUCUAUCUUAGUUGGAUGAAUUUGAAUAAGAUUUUGAACUUUUAUAAAAAUUAGAUGAAUAGGUGGAGAGCUGCAAAGUUCUAAAAAUAAUUAGAGUAUUAUUGGAGAUAGAUGAAUAAUUAUAUGCGAUGACAUUAAACAACUAAGCAUUUGAAAAAUUCAAUUCCUCUACUUCAUUUAAUUUGGUGCCAAGAAUAUUCUCAUAAUUUCAUAGAUUGCAUACUUUCUUAGAUUCGAAUAAUUAUCCCUAUGAUAUCAUAUAAUUAACAGAAUUGGGUUUAAUGAAACUCCCUGGUUUCUCAAAUUUAUUUCGACAUUUUACAAAUUACAGACAUCAAAUUGAACCAAUUACUUAUCAAAAUGAUCUAUCUAGUAUUUUGCCAGCUGAAAAAAUUUAUAGUUAUGUAGACAUUCCUUUAGCAUUGACUAUUAACAAUAUUCCAUAUGUAGAUUUGGAUGCAAACCUCUAAAUUGUAAGGUCUGUUAAUGAAUCAAUCUAUUUCACUCUUGUCGAUGAACAAGGAAAAAUAUAAAUUUGGAAUGGAGAAUUGAGUUUACAUAAAUGUUUACAAUUUAAUCUUAGAUCAUUUGAAGAGAAGGUAGAAGAUUAGAAUUCAUUGGCCCCAUUAUUUGCUGAGCCUUAAUCAGAAAAUAAUCAAUCAUCAAAUAUAGAAAAUUAGGAUAGCUAAAGUGAGGAAGCUCAAGAGGCAGUUGUUCCAAAUGAAGAAUUAUUGGAAUAACUUUACAAUAUGGGUUUUUCAAUUGAAGCUUCAAAACAAGCAUUAAUAGAAACCAAAAAUAAAAUUGAAGAGGCAAUUGAAAAAGUAUUUACAAUUGAAGAGCAAAAAGCUAAAGAGAAAUAGCAAUCACCACAAUAAGAAAUUAAAUUACCAAAAUUAAAACCUUAUUGGACUUGCAAGGAAUGUACACUACUUAAUUCAAAUGAGAACAUAAAAUGUUAAGCAUGUGACGCCUAACCUCCCUAAGAUGCAUUUGAAAAAGAAGAUGUCAUCGAAAUCUAAGAGCAACUAUCAGAGUAGCAAACAGAAGGUAUAGAGGAAAAGAAUAAAAGGAUAUAAGAGGAUAAUAAUGAAAGACUUCGAAAUAUUUUCAAAACUUCAAAAUUAUCAAAUCUUAUUUAAAUCAAUCUAUAAAAACCAUUUAGACAUUUGUUAUUUGCCCAUGUUUUUACUACAGAACAAUAAUCUUUUUUAGUUCUUAAUAGAUUCUUUUAGAGUAUCAGAUACUUAAGCUAAUUUUUUAGAACCAAUAAUGAAGGAAGUUAUUCCAUUUUAACUAACAAAUCAUACCCAUAAAUAGUCAAUUAUUAAAAUUUAUUAAAAUUAUUAAAUGAAGGAGAAAAUAGUAGAUUUAUAUAUCAAACAUUAUAUCCAGUUCUAACAGUAAAUAUAUUUUAUAUAUCAUUAGCAAUCACAAGAAGAAUUUGAAUUUAAAGAUUAAAUCAUUUUAGCAAUAGAUGAAAAUAUAACAAACUUAAAUUUUCAAGAUGACAUGAUUGUUAUUUAAGGUACUACUAAAGUUUGGGAAUGUUCUUUAUUUGAUGGUAUUUAUGAUUAUUAUCAUAUAAGGUGAAAACUAUUAACCAAAAUUGAUCGUAGUCAAUAAAUAAGAAAAAGAAGUAAUUACAAAUUAAUUGUAAGAAGCUCUAGAAAAAGAAUAAGCAAUUAUUUAAUAACAUGAUAUAAUUGAAUCAUUUGAUGAUUUGAAAAAAUUAACACCAGAAGAAAUUUCUGAUUUGGCUAAAUUAAAUGAACAUCAAGAUGUUUACUUUUAACCUAUUAGUAAUAAUCCUAUGCUCUUAUCAUAAUAAAAGGGUGAUUCUUGGGCUAAUAUUAUUGUAGAUGUUGACUAAACCAGUUAGAAUUAAAUUGAAUUAAAUUUAUUCAAUUAGUAAUAAAUGAUGAAAUUAUUUGUUACAGGAUUUAGUGAUAAAAAGUCUGAUUUUAAAUCUGAAGGAUGGGUGUCGAUAGAUGGAUUGAAACCUGAGAAAGAUGAUCAAUUGCCCCUUACUAUCUUUACCCACAAAGGAUCUCAAUUCAAUGUUCAAUAGUGUAUAUCAAAAAUAUGUUUUGUUCAAUAAGAAAUAUUCUCUACAGUUUAUUCUAAGCCUGAAUUCAUCUUCAAGCAUUUACAUGGAAAAUUAAUGAGUUUUUCUAAGUUCUCAGUUGCAAGUCCAAAUAAAUUUUAAAAUACAGGAGUUCCUUUAGGAUCUGGAUUGAUAUUUAUUGGAAAUAAUGCUAAUGACUUUUAAUAUUGUUAGAAAUUUUCAAAUUUUAAUAAAGAAAAAUAUUAGCAAUGGUUAUAGGAAAGACAAAAAGAUAUUAGACCUAUGAAAUCUUGGGAACCGGUGGCAUUUUUUGAAUUAGGACCUAAUGAAGAAUAAUUGACAUUUUCUUUGGAAAAUCCAAAAAUUGGAAGAUAUGUGUUUUUAAUGACAUUAUCAGCAAAAUAGACAGAUUAAGUUAAAUUUGAGUAAAAUCCAUUGACUUUGAAUUAUUUUGUUGCGUAUGGUACUGUUGUAAAAGAAAAUAUAGGAGAUUAAUUAAUUUAAAGCCAAUAAUCUUUAGAGCUAUUUAAGGAAAUAUCAUUAAAGGUGAAUGGAGCUGUUUUGGAUAAAGGAUAAUGUUAAUUUAGAGAAGAUACUUAUGGUAAUUACAAUAAAUAUAUCUGUGAAAUUCCUGCAUCUUUAUUAGCUAAUGUCCAAAACAUUAAAAUUGAUUUCCAAAAUUCUGAAAUCAGUUUUCUCUAAAUUAGUGGAGUUAAACAAAAAGAUAUUAAUUAAAAGCUUUUACAAAAACUACCUUAAGCUCAUCUGAUAACAACUCUAAUGCAUGAUGUAUCUAAAUAUGAAGAAUUUAAUUAAAAAUUAAUGUAGCUUAUUCACAAUAAUAAAGCUUCCUAAUAAUAAAGAUUUAGUGCAAUAAAGGUGUUAUGUAAGUUAUUCUAAAGUAUUCCUUAAUUUGUCAAUAUAUGCUUUAAAGAUUUAAAUAUUUUAGAAUUCAUAAAGUUAAACUUACUUGCAUAAUAGUAGGAAGAAGAAUCUUGUGUUUAAACGUUCUUUUAAUAAUUUUUAUCAAUACCAGAAUUUAAUGGCUAAUUAAUUAAAGCAGUAAAAGACAUCAUCAAUAAUAUCUUUACAUUAUCUGAUAUCAUAAAACCAGCAGGAUUUAUUCAAUUGCUUUAGAUGUUGAAGAAAUAUGCCUCAUAAGACUCAAAAGAAUAUUAUCCUUAUAUAUUAAGCCAUUUAAAAUAAAUUGCGAAGUUUAUUCACAAAGUUGAUUCAUCACAUUUCAAUAAGUUGAAUCAAUUUUAGAUUUUCUUAAUGUUGACUGAAGAAUAACUUUUUUCUGAUAGAUAUUAUAAAUUAACCUAAUUUGCUGAAGACACUCUAUUGAUAUCUUAAGUGUUAGGAGAAGUAUAAAAAUAGAUUGAAAUCAGUAAUAAAGAAAAGGUAGACUCUGAUAAGCCUAACAAUUUGAUCAAUAUUGAUAUUAAUAUAAAGAAACCUCUUUAUUCUAUCAUUGUUUUUUCAAGAUAAACUCAUUAUGACGAAUAUGUAAUUGAUCUCUUAUCAUAAUAUGAUGUUCAUCAAUUUUAAUUAGUGUUUAAUACACCUUAAAUAAGUUGUAGAGUAGUUAGAGUGACUUUGUAUAUUGGUUAAACAAAUUAACCUAUUUUGGAUGUCACUUUACCAGAUUGGCUUCUUGUUUAAUUAACAAAAUAUGCAGAUUAACAUUCAUCAAAUAUGCCAAAAAGUAAACUUAAUAUGAUAUCAUGGAAUAUAAAGGCUUAGUAAGUAAGAACAUUAAAAUUAUAAAUAACUUAUUCAUUAACUGCAGCUACUCGAACUAAAGAAGAGAGUAACAUUGCUCCAAAGGAAUUAUGUAUAAUUCCUUAAUUCAAAGGAUAAUUGAGUUAAAAUUUAGAAAAAGUUGGUUAAUCAAAGGAUUAAAUAUAGAGUCAAGUGUUGUUUACAGAUGGGGAUUUUGUUUUUGAGAAGGAGUUUAGUUUUCCCAACUCAUUAAAAUACUAAAAAUAUACAAAUCAAGGAUCCAUUUACUUGGAUUCAGCAAAAGUUUUAGGAUUAAAACAAAAAUAUGUAAUAUUACAAAUAAAGGAAUCAAAUAAUGUAAAUAGUCCUCAUUCAUAAAUGCAAUCAUAAUAUUAUAGAGCUUUACUUCUUUAAAAAUAAAAGGAGUUAAAGUAAAAGCUGCAACAAAAUUAAGGCAAAGAAAAGAUUCAAGAUACAAUUUAAAUCAUUAGAAAAUUAUAACUUGAACUAAUCCAAGAUCCAAAUUCAAAUAUAAAUCUAAGUAAAUCCUUGGAUUUCUUGUAUACUUAUGCUUAUGAACUUAUAAAGAUUUUAAUUCAUGCUGAUUCUACAUGUCAAUAAUGGAGAUCAGACAUGGCUCUAAAAGAAUAGGAAGGAUUGAAGAUGGCAUAAUUGAUUUAUAAAACCUUUGUUUAAAUGAAUUAAGGUCCAAUCACAGAUCUAAGUUUUCAAUUACUUAAUAUUCUUUUAAGUAAUUUGAAUUUAAAGUAUUGGAUUCUAUUUACAUUUGCUUAAUAUCAAAAAAUUGAUUAAGAUACUAACAUUCUAAAUACAAUGAAAAUACUUCACAUCCCAAUAUGCCAAACUAUAAUGUAUAUUUCAAUAAUUCUAAGUGAAAAACAGUAAAUAAAACAAGCUCAACAAUUAAUAGGAUUAGUGUUAACUAAAUUGGUAGAGAAGCAAUUCAAUAAUAAGGAGUUAGUUGAUCCAUAAAUAUAAAUAAAACCAUUAGGUACUCUAAGAUCAACAAGUAGUUAAGAUUUAGAGAUUGGGUAAGUGGAGAAAUUAACUGAUGAAUGUUUCGAAUUAACAAAACCAAAAGUUUUCUCAACUCUUUUUUGCAUUAUGAAAUGGACAUUACAAAAUUAAUAACAAUAUUAAAUAUAAGAUGUAUAAAAUCUAUUUCUUAAAACAUGCAAUGUGUUGAUGAAAUUGAAUAAUGAUGAUUUAAUUUCAUUUGUGACAGAAAUAACAAAUCCUACAGAUCCAACAUAAUCAGGAUUAUUCCAACUAUUAGCUAAUGCAAUAUAAUCAAGUGAUUCUAAUACACUGUUGAAUUAAAUCAAACAAGUUAUAGAAAAGUUAUGCACUCAGUAAACAUAUAAAUUAAUAUUCUAUUUCUUCUAAAUUGUAUUGAAUGCUAUAGUUAAAUAUGCAAAUGAAAAUCUUUCAAUAUUUUCAUAACCAUUAGAUGGUUCAGCUUGGUUUUAGUUUUUGUAAUUUGUGGUUGGAUAAUUAUUGCUACUAUCAAAUAUGAAUCUUUAAUAAGGGGAGUAGAGAUAAAAUCAAAGGAAAAGAUCUAUUAAAUAUCAGGCUGCUCAAACAUUUUAAGAAUUUUCAGAAAAAUUAGAUGAAGGAGGAUUUAUUCAAAUUUGCAAUAUAGAAACAUUAUCUUAAAUGAUAAGAUUCUUGAUUGAACCAAGAAAAAAUUUACUCAAUAAUGAAACUUUAGAAAAUUCAUUAACAUAUUGGGGUUUAUUAUUAAAUUUAAUGAGUAAAAUUCCAACUUAGUUAAUUAUGGAACAUAAGAUAUAUGAUUAAUUAUUAUCCAUUUACUUGAAAUUAGAUAUAAAUAAAUAAGCAGUUAUAUAAUUUAGAUUUAUUGAAAUGACAAAAUCUAUUUUAGAGCAUACUUAAAAUACAGAGUUUAAUAGCAAUUUAAUUAAAUAAAUCUUUUAAUAUUAAGGAACUACUCUCAUAGAUGGAUUAUUAAAUAUUGUGGCAUCUUAAGAUAGGAAAAUUAAUGCAUCCAUAUUUAAAUUGAUAUUCUCAGAGACUGCUCAGUAUUUAUAUAAAUAUUGUAAUGUUGGAAGACAUGAUGGAGUUUAUAGUUGUGAAUUGUCCUUACUUAAAAAAUUAUAAUUUGGAAACAAAUUGUUGUAAUUAAUGAAAAAAGCUGAGUGUCCCAUAAAAGUUUAAAUUUUAAUAUAAGAAAUACCUUAAUAUGGAGAAAUAAUCAAUAAAUACAUUCACUGGUAUAUGCUUAACAAGUCAAAUGUACCUAAUGUUACUCCUGCAACUGAGGUCUUGGGAAGUAUAAGUAAAUAAGUGAGAUAAAUAUUUGAUUGGUUGUAGGCAGAUUAAUAAUUAACAACAGAAUCUUUAAUUCAAUUAUUUAAAUUUUAGAAAGAAUUUGAUGUUGUUGUUUAAGAAUAAAUAAAUCAAAUGACAAAUAUUUUAAGUUAUUCAUUAAUAAAACAUACCUAAGAGAUCUUUGAAGAGUUAAAUGAAUUAUGGAUGACUACUGAUCAAGUGGUUAGAGAAAUAGCUAUAAAUGGAAAUGGUUUUGAAUAUUUACUUGAAAAAACUCAUUUGACUUCUUCUACUUUUGAAGAAAAAACAGAAGCAAGUGAGUAGUAACCACAAGAAGAAGAAUUUGCAAAUAAGCUAGUAAUGAUUGAUCCUUUGAAACCUAAAGGACAAUUGUAACCAUAAGUGAAGGAUUGGUAAGUUAAUAAAAAAGGAGUCAAGGCAAAAGUUCAUGUUUUAACUCUCAAAGACGAAUUUUCUGAAGAUUAUGUUCUUGAAUUCUAAUUGGAAAAAUCAAUUGAAUUAAAAUAAAUUAAAAUUGGAUUUUAAGCUUACACUCCAGAAUAUAAUGAUAGAAUUUUGGGUAUUCCAGAUAUUGUAGUAGUUGAAGUAAAGAACAAGACUUCAGAUAAUCUUUGGUAUCCAAUUGGUAUAAUGACUUUAAUAGAAGAUGAAGCAUAUACUUAUUAUAGUGUAAAAGUGAUGGCUUUAAAUGUUUGGAGAUUAACUGUUUAAGGUAAUUUAAAUUAACAAAUUAAAUCAUUGGGUCAACAACCAAUUUCAUUUAUAAGAUUUAUUAUGAAAAAGCCUUAAAUCACAUUUUUGGAAUAGAUUUCCUAAUUAUCUUUCAAAUAAUAUAAUAAUAUUUAAAUUGGUGUGAGUUUCAUAUCCAUCACAGGAUAUGAUUCUGCAAUCAAUAGAAACAAGUAAAUUUAGACAAUUUAAGAGAAAACUGCCAGUAGAUUAUUAGGAAAGAUGUGUUCCUAAAAGUUUAGAAAUACUUUGUUUGAUAUCAGCAAUAAUUAGAAUAUUGUAUAAUAAAUAAAAAAGAGCUUUAAAAAUAUAAGUUAGGCAUUGCAUUCAAAUGAAUCUACAUUGUCACCGCUUUUUAUUGGAUUGACUAAAUAUAAUCCAGAAUUUGGAGAUUGGGUAUUGGAAUAAAUAAUGGAUAUCACUUUAGAAUGGGCACAUGCUAAAUUAACAGCAGAAAUUGUGUUGUAAGACAAAGAUAAACAAUUAGAUAGAUUAAAGAAAUUCUUAAAUUAUAUUUUAAAUUAAAUCAAAUAAAUUAGUUAAAUUGCAAAAUCAUAAGAUUAAUUCACAUAACUUACCCUUUUAAUUGAAGCCUUAACUUAUGCGAUACUCAUAUCAAGUAAGUAAAAGAACAAAGAUUUAAUAUUGUUAGAAGUAGAAGAAGAAGACUUUUUGAAUAUUUUAUAAGCAGUAGAAGUUACUAGUCAAUCAUAUGAACAUUGUAACAUGAUAAUUAGGUUGUUCAUAACUCUCAUUAAAUUACCUCAACCAUAUGUUUUGAAUCUUCAAUUAUAAUAAACUGGCAUUAUUGACAUGACAUAAUAGUUAUUGCAAAAACAGUCAUUAUAUAAAUUAAAAUUGUUGUCUAUAUUAGUACAAAUUAGUAAUGAUGUUGUGAGUCUUGUUAAACCUUAUAUACCUAAAAUUUUUGAGUAAACAAUUGAAUCAUUAAAAAAGACAGACAAUACAACCUUAUCUGAUUACUUUUUCUUCUUUGAUUCUUCAGCUAAUGUUAUUGAACUCAAAAAUUUCUAUUGUGAGAAUAAUUAUCAUUUAUAAGUAUAUGAAAACUUGAAAGUAACUAACCCAUCAAAGACUUUAUUAAAAUAAAUUGAUUAAUUGACAUUAAGUCAUAUAGUAAAUUUUAUUGGAAAAAUAGCAUUGUCAACACCAUAAGUAAUUGGUUAAUUGGCCUAAAAAUUGAUAUUGGAUAUAAAUUUGUUAUCCCAAAUAGUAGAUAUCAAUUAUGUUGAAAAUGUGCUAAUACCAUUAUUAAAUUUUGAGGAGAAGAUCGAUUUCACAAUUGAUAUAUGGGAUAAAGAAAGUUAAAUAUUUGUUGGAGACAUAAGAAAAUUAAGUUCUCUUCACAUUUAAGAAGAUGAAACUAAUGAAGCCAGUGGAUCUCAUGAAUUAAAUGGAUUUUAGGCAAAAGAAUUCACUCCUUAAUAUUAUGAUGCUUUAUAAUCAGCAAUUUAAAAAGUUAUAAAGACUAAUUCUUUGAAAAAAGGAGGUAGAUGGGUAAAAGAAAUGGAAUUAUAAUAAGGAGGAUCAUAUUUCCAUAAGACAUUGUCUACACUUUAAAAGGGACCAUUUUUAAUUCUUUUAUUUGGAAAGAACAAUAAUCAAAAUGAAAAUUGUAUAAUUGGAUUAUUCAGCACUUAGAAAUGUGGUAAUUUAGUUAGUGAAUUUUAACAUGAUUAUUAUCCUGGAGAAGUUUAUCCAAUUCCAGAAAAUGGAGAACAAUUUGGAUUUACUUAUGAAAAGGAUAAGAUAUAUCAUCUACUAAAUAAUGAUAGAAAAACAUUUGGAGUUGGAAUGGAUCAUGUGAAUGGUGGUUCUUUCUCAUUUUUAUUAGAAAGAAUUAAUUUAACAUUUUCUGAUGAUUAAGAAGUUUCUAGUAUUUCUAUUGGAAUUCAUGAUUUUGAAUUAUUAGAAUAAAAACCAGAAGAAGAUUAUUAUUUUGAUGAUUUUUGGAUGCAAAGAAUGGAAAUUUGGAUAUAUUAAUAACCAUAAUAGGUAUCUAAAAGCACUUAAAAGCCAUUAUUCAGUGGAUAAUAAGGUAAUUAAUUGAUAGAAACUAAUGAUACUUCUACUUUUGGUUAUGGUAUUCUAAGUAAUCCAAUUUUAUAAGAUAAGUAUUUUGCAAAAUAAUCUGUAUUUAAUUAUUUGAGUGCCACACCUGUUUAUUCAAUUCCAGGAAAUUGUAAUAAUACAAACAUUUUAUAAUGCAUUUAUGUUUCUAAUAUGUAUUUGAAUGAAUAAGCCAUAAAAAAUUCAUCUAUUAUUUAAAUGAAUGGUACUUUAAUAUAAUAACAGAUGAAACCAUUCCCAACAUUUACAGUUGAUGGUUUAGAAUUAUUAGGAUAAUUAAAUUCACUUACAGAAACUCCAUUAUAAUAUUCAUCAUCAUUAAAAAUAUUUGAAUCAUUUUAGAAUUAAGAUGGAGUCAAAUAAAUUAUAUUGGCAGUUUAAGAUGCAACUAAAAAGUGGUAAAAUUAAGAAUUAACUUAAAUUUGGAAUUCUUAUGUAUCUGAAUUGAGUGCCUUUUGUUCAGUUCCAUAAUUUUUCAGUUACUUUUUGAAAAAUAAAAAAUCUAUGGAAUUAUUAUUUUAAUUAUUAGCUGGUACUCCAGACUAACCUAAUAGUGAUUAAAAGGCUUGGAAAGAAAAAGAAAUUGAAGCAGUUAAAUUUAUAUAUGACACUUUAUCUGAUGUAUUUAAGACACAUAAUAAUUAAGAAAUUAGAAUUAUUGCUAUUAAGGAUAAUUUAAUAUAGAAGAUCUUAGAUAAAAUUGCUAUUGUUAGUAAGGAAAAGAAAAGAGUUUAUUAAGCUAUUAUUGCUGAAGAACCUUAACAAUAAUAAUAAUAACUUUAAGUAUAAGGAGAUAAAUCAGUAGAUAGAAAACCAAAAAAGAAAUAAGGUGUUGGUUAUGGAAGUGAUUAAACUGGAUAAAAUUAAAAAUGGAAUACUUAGGAAUAUUUAGAUAAAAAGAAGGUUAGAUCAGAAUAAUUGAAAUCUCUUUUAGAAAUUAUUAGAAACUUUUUCAAUUAUGAUAAUUGGCAUUUAAAUUAGGAAUUAUCAUAAUUAAUAAAUGAAAUGAUAUUUGAAAGUGCAUUGUUAUCUUUAUUAGAGGCUGCUUUUAGAUCAGGUUCAUUACUGGAAAUGUCAAAAGAUUUCGAUCUAAAUUUAUGUUAUCUUCAAUUAACAAAAACAUUAGCUAAACAUAAAAACCUAACACCAUUAUUAUUAAAAAUACCUCCUAAUUACAUACCAAAAUAAAUUGAAUCUAUAGCAUAAUUAUUAAGUAAUCUAAAGAAUAUUGCCUAAAUAUUCUUAUCUUGUUUAAAAACAAACGAAUUGUCAGAGAAAGAUUAGAUUUCAAAACAAAUUGCAACUAUAAUACUUGAGACAGAUACAUGUGUUUAAGAAGCAAUAGAAAGAUUUUAAUGUGAUGAUUCAGAUAAUGAAUAAGAAGAAGCAAAAGAACAUGAAUUGUUAGAGUUACUCAAAUAACCAUUAAAUGAAGCUUAUAAAUUAUUGUUAAAAGACUUAAGAUUUGAUUAUGUUUCAUUCAAAGGAUAAAAUUAACAAUAUCAACAUUAUUAUGAAAAAUAGAUUACAUAAGCUCCAAUUCCAACACCAGCUAAAUUGAUUCGUUUAGCUUAGGAAUUUGCUGAUAUGUCAAAUUCAUUACCAGUUGAACAUACUAAUUCAAUAUUUGUUAGAGCUGAUAAGGAUAGGGUUGAUGUAAUAAAAGCAUUAGUAAUGGGAGCAUCUGGAACACCAUAUGCUCAUGGAGCUUAUUUAUUUGAUAUUUACUUUGAAGAUUAAUAUCCAAAUACUCCUCCAAAGAUGAAUUUAUCAACUACUGGAGGUGGGAAGAUUAGAUUUAAUCCAAAUUUAUAUGCAUGUGGUAAAGUGUGUUUAUCAUUAUUGGGAACAUGGAGAGGACAUGCAUCUGAAAAUUGGGAUCCAAAAUUAUCAACCAUUUUAUAAGUUUUAGUGUCAACCUAAGCUAUUAUAAUGUCUGAAGAUGUGUAUUUUAAUGAACCAGGAUUUGAAGGGGAAGCAGGUUAAUAAGAUGGUGAAAUGAAGAAUGAAGCCUAUUCUAACAUAGUUAGAUAUGGAAAUAUAUAAUAUGCAAUGAUUGAAAAUAUCAAGAAUCCUCCUAUUGGAUUUGAGACUAUUAUUAGAAGACAUUUUUAUUUGAAGAGAGGAGAAAUAAUGGAAGAAGUUAGGAAAUGGCUUCAAUAUGCAGAACAAAGACAAGCCUUAUAUAUGGGAUUAGUGAGUGAUCAUAAUAGUUAAUGGUGUUCAAUAUUCAAAAAAUCGAAGACUUAGUAUUUGGAAAUGCUAAAAGAUGCAACAGCUGAACUUGAAAAAGCUCUAAAUAGUUUAUAACAACCAAGCAUCAAGGAAAUUAGUCCUAAGAUUAAUUAAAAAAGAAAGAAGAAGUAAUAGGAAAAUUAAGUAAAUGUUUAAAAAGUCAGUGAGGGUAUACUUAAUUUAGAAGAAGUUGAUGUGACAUAUGAUAAAGCUAUUUAAGAGUAAGUGAUGGAUGUAAGUAAUGAAUAAGUUAGAGAUAGAUGGAGUAGAUAUAUUGGUGCAAUGGGUAUUGAUGCUGUAAAGAAAUAAGCAAAUGCAAAGGUCUUACUUUGUGGAGUUGGAUCAUUAGGUGUUGAGAUUGCUAAAAAUGUUGUACUUUCUGGAGUUGGGGUUUUUGCUAUCUAUGAUAACAAAGUAGUAAAUUAGGAUGACUUGGUAGGAUAGUUCUUCCUAUCUUAAUCCGAUAUUGGUAAAACAAGAGCUAUUGCAUGUGUUGAUAAAAUACAGCAAUUGAAUAAUUAUGUACGAGUAAAAGUGAUAGAAAAGGAUGUUCAAUAGUAUAUAACCACAGAGCAAUUUGAUAUAGCAAUAUUGACAGAUGUGUAUGAUUAUAAUGAACUAAUUUGUUGGGAUAAUCUUUGCAGAACCCAUUAGAUUAAACUUAUCAUUACUAAUGCUAAUUCAGUUUAUGGAAGAAUAAUUAAUGACUUUGGGGCUGAAUUCAAAGUUAUUGAUAAGAACGGAGAAGACAUUCCUGAUGUAUUGAUUAAAUCUAUCUCAGCUGAUGGAAUAGUUGAAUUAUUGGAUGGUCAAAGAUCCUAAUUUGCAGAUGGAGAUUCAAUUAUUUUCUUGCAAGUUCAAGGUAUGAAAUAAGGAGAACAAUCAAUCAACAACUAACUUCUUAAAAUACAAACUAUUUCUACUAAGAAGUUUAAGAUUCUAGAUGAUAUCUCUCAAUAUUCUCCUUAUAUAUCAAGUGGAAUUGCUAGACAUGUUAAAUAAACUAUAACAUUUACUAAUAAACCUUUGGAUAUUGUAAUAAACAGUGAUGACUGUUUAGAUCCCAAUUUGAAAGAGAGUGAUAGCAUUAAACUAGUUGAAUAAAGCUUAUUACAUUUAGCAUAUAGAACAUUAUCAUACACCAAUGGAGAUAUUAAUAAUUUGCUUGACUUAAUUAUUAAAUUUGAUAAAGGAAAUUUCAUUCAAUAAAAUUAAAAAUAAGCUAAGUAUUUAGAAUAUUAUCUAAAAAUGUUCUAAAAGACUUUUGCAUUGCCAGCAUUCCCUCCUUUAGCUGCUUAUUUAGGAGGAUUUGUGUCAUAAGAAAUAAUCAAAGCUUUAACAAAUAAAUUUACUCCAAUUAAUCAAGCUUAUUAUUUUGAUUGCAUUGAAGUGUUGCCAUUUUAAAUUUGGGAUGAAAAAGGUGAUUAAUAGGCUUAGAUCUAAAAUCUAGAUCAAUUAUAACUUACUGGAAAAGAUGCAUUAACUAAAUUAAUGGGUGAAGAUGUUUACUAGAAAAUUAAAAGUACAAAUUUAUUCAUGGUUGGAUGUGGUGCUAUAGGAUGUGAAUUAUUAAAGAAUUUUGCCAUGAUUAAUUUAAGUAUUGAAGGAUAAAUUACUAUUACAGAUCCAGAUCAUAUUGAAACUUCUAAUCUCAAUAGAUAAUUCUUAUUCAGAGAAAAACAUAUUCACAAACCUAAAUCAUAAACUGCAGCUGCAGCAGUAAUUCAAAUGAAUCCUCUUCUCAAAGGUAAAUUGGUUGCAAGAAUGGACAAGGUUCAUGAACAAACCGAGAAUAUUUUUAAUGAUCAAUACUUUGAGUAAUUAUCACUUGUUGCUAAUGCUCUUGAUAAUGUUUAAGCAAGAAGAUAUGUAGAUCGUAGAUGUGUUAAAGCUAAAAUUCCCUUAUUAGAAUCAGGUACUUUGGGACCAAAAGGCCAUGUGCAAUGUAUCAUACCAUUCUAAACAGAAUCAUACAAUAGUAUGUAAGAUCCAGUAGAGGAAGGAGAGAUUCCUUAUUGUACUUUAAAAAUGUUCCCUGAAGAAACAUUCCAUUGUAUAGAAUUUGCUAGAGAUAAAUUUAAUAAGCUAUUUUCCUUAAAACCAAAAUUAGCAUAGAACAUAAUAGAUAAUUAAUAAUUUAAUCCAUCAAAUCCAGAUGAAAUUAAAUAAUUAAAAUCCACUAUUAAAUUAUUAUAAUAAACUCCAACUAAAUUAGAAGAUUGUAUUCAAUGGGCAAAAAACAAAUUCUAAAAAUACUUUAUUAAUGACAUUAAAUAAUUACUAUACACAUAUCCAAUUGAUGCCAAAACUAAAGAUGGUUAACCAUUUUGGAAAUUACCUAAAAGACCUCCAAAAUUCUUAAAUUAUGAUAUUGAAAAUCUCAUCAUUGUUUAAUUUAUCUCUACUAUGGCUUUCCUAAGAGCUAAAUAAUACAAUCUACCCACACCAUCUGACUGGAGAUAAGAGAAAAAUAGACUUGAUGUUGCUAUUUUAGGUGAGAAGAUGACAAGUAAGGAAUGGAUACCCAAUGAUUCCAAGAAAAAGGAAAUUGAAGAAUAAGUUUUGAAAUUGGAGAACAAAUCAUAGAAAUAAUAAGAAGAAGAAUAAGAGACUAGUAUUAUUGAUGACACCAACAAACUAUUAGCAUAACUCUAAGAUUUAAGAUCAGCUGGGUAUUAAAAUAUUAUAUUAUUUUUAGUAUUAAAUUGUAAUCAUAAGAAUUUGAGAAGGAUUGUGAUAUGAAUGGACAUAUUGAUUUUAUUCAUUCUCUUGGAAACUUAAGAGCUUUAAAUUAUGGUCUUGAUGAAAUGGAUUGGAUUACUGUUAAAUUAAAGGCUGGAAGAAUAGUACCAGCUUUAGCCACUACUACUGCAGUGGUAUCAGGAUUAUAGACAAUAGAAUUAGUCAAAGUUUUAAAGAAAUGCAAACUUGAAAACAUGAAAAAUGGAUUUAUUAAUUUAGCUGUUCCUAUAGUAUAGUUGACUGAACCUAUGAAAGCAGAAUCUAUCAAACUUAAUGAGGAAGUGAAUGUCACUUUAUGGGAUAGAUGGGAUGUCAAGUUAGGAAAAGAAAUUACCUUACAAAGUUUAUUCGAGCAUUUAAAACAAACUUAUCAUUUAGAACCAAUUAAUGUUUUCAAGCAAUCUUCUGUCAUUUAUAUGCAUGACCUUCAUAAAGGUUAAGCUGUAUUUACAUAACCAAUUAUUGAUUUGCUGGAUGUAAAGGUAUACAUUUAUAAUAUAUUUAGAAUGAUUAUGUUGAUUUAGUAAUUAAUUUUGUUAAAGAUGAGCAUAUCUUAAAGAAUGUCCCUGAGGUUAGAGUUUACUUUAACGAAUGAU
This is a messenger RNA of Paramecium pentaurelia, 15545 nucleotides long. The record is from the annotation of a GenBank genome assembly. Lineage: Eukaryota; Ciliophora; Oligohymenophorea; Peniculida; Parameciidae.